AGACUUUCUGGAGAGCAAGGAGUUGAAGAAAAUUUCCCUUUGGGAAAUCGACCGACUCGGGAUAUGGGGCUCCGCCGUGCGUCCUUCCAGCUGGUGCAACGCGCUACGUCAUGGCGUCGUCAGCCAAGACAAUGGACUCUUGGUCGGCUAACCUGACACUUCUGAAGAACGCCUCGGCUUUGCCAAUGACAGAGUCAACUACGAUAACCGUCACCUGCAUCGCCUUCGCUCACGAAUUCGCACGACUCCGCAUUCACGACGCGAAGGAGAAGGAGUUUGAGACACCCGUACCGCCAGUCCCGCAAGACGACGGCGCUACCUACAUUUCCUAUGACUUCACAUACCAUGGCAAGUUCCUCACUGUCAGCCCUAACAGCUUUCCCAGAUACAACUUGCGUUUCCUGUUGGGCAAAAUGUUCCACGCUGACGGCCUCAAGCAGCUGCCCGUCAAGUUACCCGGCGAAAUCGUCUACGGUCUGCGAGGGCCGCGCAGGGUCCCCUUCGCUAACUUCAGCCAGUGGAGCAACCACACAUUCUUCACGUCCCACGGACAGGUGGGUUCCUUUCACUGCAACAACUUUGACUCGGUAACGAGCUAGUAGGGUUUCACAUCGUUUUUACACCACACGAUCGUUUCACGGAAGGCUUAUUCUUUCUAAUAAUUUAAGUAACAAGAAUAACAGAGAGCUGAGCUAGUUCGUAAGUAUUCAUUCUAAAA
Molecule: messenger RNA, 718 nt
Organism: Rhipicephalus sanguineus (brown dog tick)
Lineage: Eukaryota; Metazoa; Arthropoda; Arachnida; Ixodida; Ixodidae
Exons: 4
Coding region: 111-599 (162 amino acids)
Source: RefSeq, a predicted model, not a curated record